AUGGAUCAUUUCUCUUCAAAUAAGUUUUACCAGAGGCUAAGAGGUGAGUUUCCAAAGGUGGCCUGGAGGAAAAUGGUAUGUAAUAACCUUGGACUGCCCAAAUGGAUCUUUGUAUUACGGCUAGCAGCUCAUGGCAAGCUAUAUACAAGGGAUAGACUAAGUAAAUGGGUGAUGACUAGCGAUACAACAUGCCCUUUGUGUGGCCAGGAAACUGAAAGUCACUCCCACUUGUUCUUCGCAUAUGAAGUGGCUGCUCAAGUCUGGCAUAAACUUCUCAAAUGGAAAGGUAUCAACAGGAGGCCUAGGAACUGGGAAGAUGAACUACAAUGGGCAAUCAAGUUUGCUAGUGGAAG
Molecule: messenger RNA, 353 nt
Organism: Nicotiana attenuata
Lineage: Eukaryota; Viridiplantae; Streptophyta; Magnoliopsida; Solanales; Solanaceae
Exons: 1
Source: RefSeq, a predicted model, not a curated record